Messenger RNA from Mixia osmundae IAM 14324, 1415 nucleotides. RefSeq lists its product as uncharacterized. The transcript is spliced from 6 exons. The record is from RefSeq and is a predicted model, not a curated record. NCBI's taxonomy places the organism in Eukaryota, Fungi, Basidiomycota, Mixiomycetes, Mixiales, Mixiaceae. Bases 93 to 1277 code for a protein of 394 amino acids. Gene Ontology annotation, biological process: transmembrane transport. Gene Ontology annotation, cellular component: endoplasmic reticulum.
AUCAGCCAGCUUAUCGAUAUCGCUCGACCGCAUGCUGGAGUUGCCCUCUUUAUCGUCUGCAUCCUCAGCAGCUUUCCUUACUCUCGAGAACUAUGAGGACUAUCCUGUGCACUGUGCUGCUUGCCCUAGCAGCUCUAGGUGAUGCUAGACGCUCUCGACAUCCGCGCAACGUCAGAGCAACCGCUUGGCAUGAUGCGCAGGCGAAAAGGAGCUCGCUAGAGCGCCGUACGGAGACGCUCGAGCUGUCGAGCUCUGGCAAAGUCGCGCCAAAAGUGCUCGUGAUCUCUAUGUUCGCUCCAGAGGCAUCAGUCUGGUUUGAACCGUAUAAGCUAGUCCACAACAUUACCGUCCCCGGCUUGUCGGUACUCUAUCCGCAAGUGCACUGCAACAGCGCAGGCUCAGUGUGUCUCUACACGACCGGCGAGUCUGAGAUCAAUGCUGCUAGCUCUGGCUCCGCCUUAUUCCAGAGCGCGCUCUUCGACUUCACGAAGACCUACUUCUUGAUCGCUGGCAUUGCCGGCGUGAACCCGUAUCACGGAACGCUCGGAACGGCGGCUUUUGCUGCCUUUACACUUCAGCCUACGCUUCAGUACUUCGGAGAUCAUACCGAACUCGCCAAGACAAAGGCGUGGGGCAACAAGUUUGAGUUCUGGGCGUUCGGCACGAACCAGACGGGUGUCUAUCCAUCUGAGCUUUACGGAACCGAGCUGUAUCAGCAAGCGAUCGACAGGGUCAACACGAAUCUGCUCAAGCGGGCUCUUUCGCUCACCAAGAACGUCAAGCUCAAUGACUCGUCAACUGCCCAGGCUUACAGAAAGCGGUUCGACUAUGCGCCUGCGAACCAGCCUCCGACGGUCGUGCAAGGGGACGUCCUUACUUCCGAUGACUACUUUUUCGGACACUAUCUAGGCUAUGGCUUUGGCAACUAUACAAAGCUGUUGACAAACGGUACGGGCACGUAUGUCAUGACAGCUCAGGAAGACUCGGCGACGGCCGAGGCACUCCUGCGCGCUACAGUAGCCAAAAAAGCAGACUUUUCGCGAUUGAUGAUCCUGCGUACUGCAAGCGACAUCGAUCGCGCUCCGCCUGGCGUAGACGAGUACACUGCGUUCGAAUACGAUCAGGGUGGCUUCGAGCCGUCAAUUGCUAAUCUCUACCUCGCCGGUUCGCCCGUCGUCAAUGACAUUCUUGCCAAGUGGAACACAACUUACGAAGCCGGCAUCGCACCACAAAAAGAUGGCUUCUAUGGGAACAUCCUUGGGACGCUUCGUUCAUAAAUCCAGGAUCACCAUCAUCGACAUAGACGCUCGUAUGAGCAUAGACGGGUCAGAGGGAAAUUCUCAAGUGCACAAGCACAAUGCAUGCGUAUCUUACAUGGCAUUGUCAUAUUGCACGCUGAUGUUACUAGGAUCUUG